AUGGCAAUGGCGGGAGCCGAUCACCCAUGCAGCAUCUGCAUGGAGCCCAUGGCGUCCUCCGAGGUCCACCGCGGCGGCGGCGCCUGCGUGCACGCGUUCUGCCGCGCGUGCCUGUCCGGCCACAUCCGCGCCAAGGUCGAGACCACCGGCGGCGCCGUGGUGCGGUGCCCCGACCCGUCGUGCGCCGGGGCGCUAGACCCGGAGCUCUGCCGCGUGGCUCUCCCUUCCGACGUGUUCGAGCGGUGGUGCGCCAAGCUCUGCGAAUCCAUGUUCCUCGGCGCGCGGCGCACCUACUGCCCGUUCCCGGACUGCUCCGAGAUGAUGGUGGCGGACGAGGACGGCGGCGGCGGCGGCGCCGAGGGGAGCGUGACCCAGUCCGAGUGCCAGGUGUGCAGACGGCUGUUCUGCGCGCGGUGCGGCGUGGCGCCGUGGCACGUCGGCGUGACCUGCGACGAGUACCAGCGGCUCGCCAGGGUCAGGGAGGACACGAAGCUGUACGAGAUGGCCGAGGCGAUGAAGUGGAAGCGGUGCCCCAAGUGCCAGUUCUUCGUGGAGAAAGUCGAUGGCUGCCAACACAUUAGAUGCAGGUAA
Messenger RNA from Miscanthus lutarioriparius, 591 nucleotides. The record is from the annotation of a GenBank genome assembly. Lineage: Eukaryota; Viridiplantae; Streptophyta; Magnoliopsida; Poales; Poaceae.